This is a messenger RNA of Seminavis robusta, 933 nucleotides long. NCBI's taxonomy places the organism in Eukaryota, Bacillariophyta, Bacillariophyceae, Naviculales, Naviculaceae. The record is from the annotation of a GenBank genome assembly.
AUGGACGACGACCUCCCUCCCCUCCCCACUCUUCCCAUCACUUCCCAAGAGACCCUGCGAAAAUGCCGCGAGCUUCCAGUGGGAGACAAGGAUAUUUUCAUUGCAUCAUUUCCAAAAUCAGGAACGACCUGGAUGCAAAACAUUGUCUUUCAGCUCGUGUCGGCGUCGGUCCACCAGGAUGAUAAUUUGCCCUUGGAUCACAUUUCCCAAUACGCACCCUUUUUCGAGAUUGAUGCUCAUUGGGAAUCAUCAUCAUCAGACGGUCCACCACAAAUGAUUUCCAAAAUUCGAGACGCGCACAAGGCUUUGGGCUACCGCAUCUUUAACACUCACCUACGAUGGGGUAUGUUGCCCAAGGGACCUGGAACAAGGUAUAUUUAUGUCGUUCGAGACGGUCGAGAUACUCUCACUUCUUUUUAUCAUCACAUGAGCAAUCAACAUCCCGACGAUGGAGGAUUCCAAGGAGAUUUUGAAGCCUUUUUUCAACAAUUUCUGGACGGAACCAUUGCCUACGGAAAAUGGAGUCAUCACUUGGCUUCCUGGAUGCCACAUUGCUCGACUGCUGCGAAUGCGAAUGCCAAUCCUCAAAUACUCUUGGUGCGAUACGAAGAUCUCAAACAAGAUCGCAAACAAGAGAUUGUACGCAUUGCCAAAUUUCUCCAAGUUGACAUUGACGCAAACAACCAAGCCUUUAUGGAUCGAGUGCUCGAACGAACCAGCUUUGAAUGGAUGAGAGAACACCAAGGACUGUUCCACCCAAUAUCCGUGCGAUGGAAACCAGGAUACAACUUUAUUCGAAAAGGUUCCGUGGGGGAUCACGAUAGCCUCUUUGAUGAAGAGCAUCGCAAACAAUUUCUAGACACUGUCACGAAAGAUUUGGGGGGUGCUAACCAUGUUCCCACUUGGCUGCAUGAAUACUGUUUCCACAAAUAA